CGCACUAGAGUGCGAGCAUGGAGAGGGUGUGAACGCUGUGCUAGUCGGAAAUCGGGUCCAGUGACCAUGUCGCCGGGAUACUCAUCCUCCGGGAGACUAACCGGAGAGCUCUUUCCCAUCUGCUGCCGGAGCCCAGAUCGGCGGGUUCAGCAUGGAAAGCAAUCUGACCCAGCUGGAAGAAGAAGUGCUUGAGGCUUCGCUGGCAUCAGCGUAAGCCCUGCGGACGAGCUUGGAACUGGGGGAAAGCUUAACUAGAAAAGGUCACACCAGAGCAGAAAUCGCAGGGCUGGGACCCCUGGAAGUGGCUAGAAACUUCAACUUCACCGGAGCCCGCAACUGCAACCCCAUGGAAAAUUAAGAGUAGGCAGCCCCAAAAACAGAGAAGGAGAGAUCCAAAAACAGAGGAGCAAUCAAUUUCAGACCUUUUUCCUCUUUUCCUUACCUUACACAGGUAAAUUGCAGCAGCAAGGAAACACAAAUUCCACCAAACUUGACCUAAAGCAUGGCUGCAGAUUGGAGUCUUCUUCCAAGGGAACUCCUCAUUGCCAUAACCCGUCGCCUGCAUUUCUUGGAUGACGCCAUCGCAUUUGGGGCAGUCUGCAGGUCAUGGCAUUUAGCUAUGGCCUUAGGGGGCAAGCCUUCACUCCCUCCCAAAUGCCCUUUGCUUCUUUCCUUGGAGGAGUAUAAGACCGUCAGCAUCUUCGCAUUUCCGUUCAACUCCAAAGUUCGCAUAGUUAAGUCAUUACCCGAGACGACCUCGCGCCUCCUCCGCUGCGUCGCCGGAGCGGGAUUCGGGGCGUUAGUGAUCGUCGCAGGCGACUCGAAGGCCAGCCUCUGGCACCCCUUUUCGAAGUCUCAAAUCCAUCUUCCCCCAAAUCCAAUAUCCAGUGAGUUGUGCAGCGGACCCAAGCAGCCUCCUUUCGGUGGCAUAUUGAACUUUGGUUUCAAAGUGGGUGAGCCUGGAGAAGUCAGCGAUGCGCUGAUAAGGAAGGCCGUUCUCUCAUCCAAUCCUUGGAAAUCUCAUGAAGCUGCUGAUCGUAAUGGUAACAGUUGUGUCAUUAUGGCCAUUUUCUCAGAAGCUCUGGUGUUGGCAUUUGCUAGGGUGGGCGACAAAGCUUGGACUAAAGUACAGCUUCCUUCAUGCUACUAUCAGGACAUCAUCUGCUACAAGAGCCGGUUUUACGCGGUCGAUCGCAAUGGCUUCCUGUUUUCUUGCAGCGUUGAUGAUGACAGGGCUGAUGAAAUCCCGGUUGGACAGCGAGUCGUCGCACAUGCGCCGAUCGGUACGAGCAAAUUUUAUGACAAAUAUCUAGUUGAAUCGCUAGGAGACCUUUUUCUCAUCCUACGCAUUCGUCAUUUUUCGGACCACUCUAAAAAGUUUAGGGUUUUGAAGUUAGAAGAGCGCGUUCAAGAGGAAUCACAUGAAUGUAGGUACACUUGGGCCGAAGUGAACGAGUUGGGUGAUAGGGCAUUGUUUGUGUGAAGUUCUUCGGCGUGGAUGGUCACCUCGGAGAUCAAGGGAUGUUACAAAGCCAAUUGCAUCUAUUUUACAGAUGAAGUUGGAAGAGGGGUGGGAGAUAGAGCUAGUUGCAUCUUUUUUGGUGAUGAAGCACUCGACAGGGAGGAAGGUCAAGAGAUGGGUGUGUACAACAUAGGUGAUGGAACCAUUGAAUCCUUUAGGGUUAAUCCGUCACUAAUUUCCCGUGUUCCGUUUUGGUAUAUGUAAUUUGCAUAUUUCAAAUGUCUUUCAUUUAUGUGUUUGAAUAUCUUUUUGUCAUUUGCAGUGUUUUCUCUGUCACUCUUACAAUUCCCAAUAGAUGUGCAGUUUUUUUU
Messenger RNA from Malania oleifera, 1833 nucleotides. RefSeq names its product F-box protein SKIP23-like. The coding region runs from base 503 to 1483 and encodes 326 amino acids. The record is from RefSeq and is a predicted model, not a curated record. The transcript has 2 exons. NCBI's taxonomy places the organism in Eukaryota, Viridiplantae, Streptophyta, Magnoliopsida, Santalales, Ximeniaceae.